AUUAACGAUAGAACGACGAUAAUAAGCCGCAACUAAGGUAGGGUAACGUCGUUAGCUAUCUUCCAAUGCAGAUUCUACGUUAUUCAAUCGGUUCAUUUGCAAGAGUUAAAAACAAAUACUCGACUAACAUCAUAAAAUUACGAAAAAUGAGUCUCACACCUACGACGGCAAACACAAAAUCUAUUGUUGCCAUAACUCAGAUGCGUAGUACAAAUGACAAGGGGGAUAAUAUGCGUCAAGUGGAAAAAUUACUAGCAGAGGCCAAAAAGCAGUCAGCAGAAUUUGUUUUCCUGCCAGAAUGCUGUGAUUUUGUGGGAGAAAACCGUGAUCAAGCUCUCGAACUAUCAGAGCCAUUAACUGGCCCCACCAUGGAGCAAUACCAAUGUUUGGCCAAAGAAAAUAAUAUGUGGCUUUCGCUAGGUGGCAUACAUGAAUCUGUAUUGGAUGAAUAUGAACGCAAGACGGACAAGAUCUACAAUGCCCAUGUGCUGAUUAAUAACAAAGGAGAAUUGGUGAAGAUUUAUAGAAAACUACAUUUGUUUGAUGUUGAGACACCAGAGUUCACCUUUCGUGAAUCUAAAGUUGUAAAGGCCGGACCUCGUUUGUUACCUCCCGUCGAUACCCCCAUUGGCAAAAUUGGACUUCAAAUUUGUUAUGACAUGCGUUUUGCUGAAAGUAGUCUAAUUCUAAGAAAGCAAGGAGCCGAAAUAUUGACAUAUCCCUCUGCUUUUUCUUAUCCCACCGGUAAGGCACAUUGGGAAAUAUUGCUGCGUGCCCGCGCCAUUGAGAACCAAUGUUUUGUCCUAGCCCCGGCUCAGAUAGGCUAUCACAAUGAAAAACGACGAAGCUGGGGCCAUGCCAUGGCUGUUAAUCCAUGGGGAAAAGUUCUAGCAGAUUUGGGAGAAAAGGACGAUUUAAAAGUUGCAUCGAUUGAAAUCGAUUUGAGCACCCUAGAGCCAAUACGAGCCUCCAUGCCUUGUUUCGAGCAUAGACGCGAUGACAUUUACAGUCUGGCCACAUAUGGAGAUGGUACCACCGAACCCCAACAGGAUCGUACAUUUGCUAAGAAUAUUAUCAACAAGGAUACAAUUUUUUUGGAAACUCCAUACUGUUUUGCAUUUACCAAUCUGUGUUGCGUUGUAGAGGGUCACGUAUUGGUCUCAACAAAACGUUGUGUAACUCGAUUGAAUAGCUUAAAUUCGGCAGAGAUGAGUGAUUUGUUUAACACUGUAUGUCGAAUUCAACGAAUGCUGGAAGGUAUUUACAAGACGACGGCCGCUACAGUGACCGUGCAGGAUGGACCCGACGCUGGUCAAACGGUACCACAUGUACAUUUCCAUGUCAUGCCACGACGUCCUGGUGACUUUAAACACAACGAUCAAGUAUACGUUAAAUUAGAGGACCAGGUUGAGGACAAGACACCACGUUCUAUGGAGGAGCGUGUAGCUGAAGCUCGUAAAUAUAGAAAUGCUCUAAAAGCAAUGAAAUUAUAAUGGCAUUGUUAUGGCACAUAAUGCGAUAAUAAACAAUGAUUAGAUAAAAUAUACAAAAUUAAAUAUA
Messenger RNA from Stomoxys calcitrans (stable fly), 1560 nucleotides. It is a transcript of the gene NitFhit, whose product is annotated as nitrilase and fragile histidine triad fusion protein NitFhit. Gene Ontology annotation, biological process: nucleobase-containing compound metabolic process. Gene Ontology annotation, molecular function: bis(5'-adenosyl)-triphosphatase activity; hydrolase activity, acting on carbon-nitrogen (but not peptide) bonds, in linear amides. The record is from RefSeq and is a predicted model, not a curated record. The coding region runs from base 66 to 1493 and encodes 475 amino acids. NCBI's taxonomy places the organism in Eukaryota, Metazoa, Arthropoda, Insecta, Diptera, Muscidae. The transcript has a single exon.